Aureobasidium musti is the source of this 936-nucleotide messenger RNA. Lineage: Eukaryota; Fungi; Ascomycota; Dothideomycetes; Dothideales; Saccotheciaceae. The record is from the annotation of a GenBank genome assembly.
GUAACAAACGAUGACGGCCCGCCGUCGAACGAGUCGUCGCCUUAUAUCCUCGCAUUCGUACGCGCUCUGGAAGAAGCUGGACACGAGGUUUCUGUGAUCUUGCCUAGCGAACAAAGAUCAUGGAUUGGCAAGGCACACAUCAUUGGAAAGAACGUACAAGCAACAUACUACUGGCCUGAGACUGAAGAGCAUGGAUCACCAAAGUCACAAGUGUCGAAGCAGGGAAAGCCCUGGGUUCUGGUCAAUUCAACACCAGCCACUUGCUCUCAGCUUGGACUGGCGCAUUGCUUCAAGGACAGAAAACCCAUCGAUCUUGUCGUGUCGGGACCCAACUACGGACGCAACACAACAGCCAUCUUCGCCCUGUCAUCAGGAACCCUCGGUGCUGCUCUUGAAGCGGCUGUCUGUGGAGCAAAGGCAAUUGCUAUCUCAUUCGCCUUCUUCGACCGCUUGAACGACCCCAAGAUAGUCGCACAGAGCUGCAGACAAGGUGUGCGAGUAAUUGAUUACCUGGCCAAGAAUCAGGAAUGGGAUGCUGGUCGUGUCUACACAAUCAAUGUUCCUGUCAAGGAUGGUGUGGAGAAGCAACCCGUAGUGUGGACAGAGAUGUUGCAGAACCAGUGGUCAUCAAGCUCUUGCUUCGACGAGACGCCUGGUGCGGUCGAAGAUGCAGACAGAGAAGAGACUAAACUGAGGAAGCAAGAGAGCAAAGGUGGAGAGCAGAGCGGACAGGGACAAAACGAGACGGAAGAAGACAGCAAAUGGGCACCAAGACACUACAAGUGGGCACCCAAGUUCAAGGAUGUCUAUGAUAGUGUCGAGAGAGCGGGACCUGGCAACGAUGGCUGGGCAGUGCAGCAGGGCCAGACGAGUGUGACAGCACUCAAAGCAAACUUUGCACACGUCCCUGGAUUCAAGGGUGAGAUCAAGCUAUAG